CGUAUCGAGACGCAGCCCAUCUCUGCCCUCGUCGCGCUCUUUUCUCUCUGUCUCUGUUUCUCUCUCUCUCUUUCUCUUUCUCUCUCAUCCAACUGUGUGUUAUUGUAUGUGAUAAAAGUAAAGUCGACUUCCAUGAGUUAGAGUCACACAAGUGCAUGUGAAAUGCGACCUCUUUAACACAACUCUCUGGUUAUUUUUUUUUUUUUUUCAUAAUAAAUAAUUCGUGUGAUCGUUUAAUCAAGUGUGCUUCUGUUCUAUUGAAAGAUUUGGUCGAUUAUAAAAUGAACGCGGUAUUAUAAAACCGUUGAAGCGCGUUGUCUCGAAAGUUUCACGAAAGUUUAUAAUUAGUGGGACAGCGCAGUGCGAUAAAUUGAGAUCACGCGGUUGGGAGUUUGGAACGGGCCUGGCUGGCCUAAUGAGGGCCGAGUGCAUAGCAAACUUCGAUACUUUCGAUCGGAUUACAGAAACGACGUUCAAACGGCAGUGCCAGGCGAUGAGAUGAGUGCCGAUUUAUAGCAGAACUAGAUAUACAAGAAGUCCAACAUAAAAUCAGUCGAUUUGUCUCCAACAACUCCCUACCCUCAGAGGAGUUUGAAAUAGCCGAAAGAAAGAGAUAGUAAAGAAGGCAGUAAACAAGGAGAAGGAACUUGGCCAAGCAGAAAGUUUGUACGUCGUGGGUGGCAUUGCUGCUUUGCAUCUUUACGAGUAUUCACUACUGUUCCAUGGACCCCGAGGGUCGUCGAACUAAAGGUUGUUAUCCAGCUGACUCCUCGUUGUUGUUAUUGUCCAACGUCAAGCACAGCCAAAGACAUGGCUCUUCCGACAGGCACGUGCGAUUCGAUCCAUGUAAUCUCAUACAAGAAGACGUCUAGUCGAUGAUCUGCAAGUCCGAGUACUACAGCGAGCCAAGGUAGACUCAAAGUAUCGCGAGUAGCCAAUUAGAAACCAACACCAAGAUCCUUGUGAAAUAUGGCUCUGAGAUGGCAGGCCAAACUCUACAUUGCUGCCAUACUCUUCAUAUGCACAGAAGACACCUUGAGCCUCGGUGAUCGGUCAACGGACAAUGCCGAGAGGCACUCAAGUGCGAACAGACCCCGGCAGCAGCUGCUCGACAAUUCAGCAGAUGCCAAAACGAAACUUGAGCCCAGCUUCGAUCUCCGCUUACCGACCAAUGUUACAGCACUUGUCGGCAAGUCUGCCUAUCUCACCUGCAGAGUACACAAUCUCGGUGAUAAAACGGUGUCCUGGGUGAGACAUCGAGAUAUUCACAUUCUGACUGCUGGUGCUUACACUUAUACAAGUGAUCAGCGCUUUCAAGCGCUGCACAAACCAAACACAGGAUCGAACAAUGAAUGGUCUGAAUGGACUCUAUGCAUAAAAUGGACUCAAGUGCGAGAUGCGGGAAUCUACGAGUGCCAGAUAUCGACAAUUCCACUCAAAUCCCACCAAUAUCAUUUGAAUGUCGUUGUGCCGACAGCGACGAUACUUGGUGGUCCAGAGCUUUACGUGGGCGCGGGCAGCACGAUAAACCUGACAUGCGCAAUCCAAUUUAGUUUGGAGCCACCUGCCUACAUCUUCUGGUACUACAACGAUGUGGUGAUGAGUUAUGACAGUCCCAGGGGUGGUGUGUCCGUCAUAACCGAGAAGGGCAAUGACGUUACGACCUCUUGGCUACUCAUACAAGCGGCACAGCCUUCUGACUCCGGGGAGUACAAGUGCAAGCCCAGCAAUGCCAACUCCUCUUCUAUCAGAGUGCAUGUUCUCAACGGCGAGCGUCCGGAGGCAAUGCAAACUGGCACAGCGGGACCUAUCUUAUCAUCUAGCUGUUUAUUGGUAUCUCUCAUAAUUUUGUACAUAUCCUCGAUGUAAAACGCAGGAGCUAAUGAACGAGUAUCAAUGUUGACAGAAAAAAAGCAAAAACGCAAACGAACUCACUGAUAUUUGCCCGAAAGUGAUAAAAGACAGUCAAAGAUUUUGUAGUAAACGAAGAGUGGUGUUAAUCAGCUUCGAUGACCUUAAAAAAGUGAGACAUGAGGCUCGAACAGUAAAGUGCAUCGCAAGCAAUGAAAAAAAGUAGCAAGCGACGAUCUAAACGAACAAACAGGAAAAGUAAACAAAUAUAUAGUUAUAUAUCGCAUGAGAUUUCGUUAAGGCGAUUCUACGCGUUUAACAAGAGGGAUAUAUAUGAAAGGAGGCAGAGCUUAUAACAGAAAACCAAAGGCAUAGGCAAUGCUUUUGGUAGAGUGGCUCUUAAAAAUCCUAUAUCUAAUUACUUGUACACGCAACUUAUACAUACACACAAACGUAUCUCCCGAUAUAUCUCUGCCAUGUAUAACGCCAUACCCUGUCCCGUUCGUCGUAUAUAGAGGAUACACACUUAUACAUAUAACAAACACUACCGUGCAUGCAUACGCGAAGACUUUGAGAUGAGUGCGCAGGCCGUUCUACUCCAGGGCCUUUUAUGUGAUAUGGAUUUGCAUUGUGAUGUAUAUUUUUUGUAUAAGAUGCGUGGGUGUCGUAUAUAUAUUUUUUCUUCGUUUUUUUUCAGCAUUUUCAUUUGAGUCACUGAAUGACAGUAAUAAAUUAGGUUUCACAUGAAAUUCACACCAAAAUAUGAGAAUAAUGAACAUUCUACAUUUGUGUAUACUUCUUGCAUCAAUAACACACUGAUUGAGUUUUUAUUACAAUAACUCAAUUUCAUGUUAUUCAUGGUCGUUAAUAUUUGAAAGUCUUUUAGUGGAAUAUCUCUAAUUAUUUGGAUUAGCAAUAGGCUAUCUAAUCAACAUAAAUUAAAACCGAAUAAAAAUAAAUAAGUUACUUGAAUAAGCUCUUAUCUUACAGGUUUGAUUAUGGCAUUUACUGGUGUGAAUUUCUCGCUAAAAUUUUUCUGAUAGCUGUCACAAUGUGACUACAAAAACUUUGUGGGUCUAUGGUUGAAUCAUAAUUAAUAUAAAAGGUUAUAUAUAUCAUACGGAGAAGUAUGUACGCAAAACAAAAAUUAAAUAUCUUCUUAAUGCUCGGUAUGCACAUUUUAUAAAUUUAAGUUGUAUUCUGUUAUUCUUCUAUUAUACGAUAUGGCCAACGAAUCGACAGUCAGAUUGUAAAUAUUUCAAAGAUACUGACAUUAAAUUGUUAAAUGAAAAAAAAACCUUGUUAGACUGAGCUAAUGCAUGAUUUCUUAAAUAAAUUAACAAAUAAAUCAUUAUAAGUUGAAUUAAUCCAGCUGGAUAAUUUAGCUAAAAAGAAAUUAUUGAUAUAUAUGUAAAUAUACUUGAAAUUAAAAAAUUGUUUCAUCAAAUUAUCUGACAUAUUUAAGCAUUUUUAUUGCAAAACGAAAAUAUGUCUGUUUAUUUUAUUGCUACGUGUUAAUCAUAUUAACAAAACAAUUAUCAGACUAAAUUAUAAUGUCAAAUUCGUUAUCAAAUAUUUCUGUUAAUAAUGAUUAUGAAGACAUUAAUAAAGUUGUAUUGCAGAAAAUCGAAGUAAGAGCUUUAGAGAAUCAUCUAUAUGAUAUAACUACCCUGUAAAUAAAUACAUAAUGACAAUUUAGUUAUAGUCUUAGGAUACUGUAAGUAUAUUAUAAUAUAAUGAUAAGCGAAUUCUGCCAAUUGAUUUUUCGUAGCAAAAAUGUUAUUAUGAAAAUCAAUUUACGUUGAAACUACUGUAAAUACUAAAGAAUCCAUAUAAUUGAAAUGAUAUAUUUCAAAUAGAGAGAAGGAAUGUUUUGUGAUGAUGAUGAUUUGAUCAAAAUUAUUGAUAUUUAGGCUGAAAACAUUAAUUUAUAAAUUUUUUUUAUUGAGAUUUCGAUUUGAGUAAUCGUUAUAUUAAUUAAAAUUGUGAUAAUAUUAGCUAAUCUUAUUAAUAUUAUUAAGAGAAAUAAACGUGUAUUAUGAAAAAUCACUCAUCUACUGAUGCAACAAAUACUAUAAAAUUUUGUUUUAUACAAAACUGAAAAAUGUCUGUCAUUUUAAUGUUGAAGUGAAUUAUAUAAACAGUUGAUGUAUGUUAUG
This is a messenger RNA of Phymastichus coffea, 4010 nucleotides long. RefSeq names its product hemicentin-2-like. Lineage: Eukaryota; Metazoa; Arthropoda; Insecta; Hymenoptera; Eulophidae. Gene Ontology annotation, biological process: synapse organization. Bases 970 to 1869 code for a protein of 299 amino acids. Gene Ontology annotation, cellular component: neuron projection membrane. The record is from RefSeq and is a predicted model, not a curated record. The transcript is spliced from 5 exons.